Messenger RNA from Varanus komodoensis (Komodo dragon), 2118 nucleotides. Its product is annotated as transforming protein RhoA-like. Bases 381 to 962 code for a protein of 193 amino acids. NCBI's taxonomy places the organism in Eukaryota, Metazoa, Chordata, Lepidosauria, Squamata, Varanidae. Gene Ontology annotation, molecular function: GTPase activity; GTP binding. Gene Ontology annotation, biological process: stress fiber assembly; cell migration; small GTPase-mediated signal transduction. The record is from RefSeq and is a predicted model, not a curated record. Gene Ontology annotation, cellular component: dendritic spine; cleavage furrow. The transcript is spliced from 6 exons.
GAGAACACUUAUUUUCCAUUGGUUACAAUCUAUCGUCAAUCUCACUGCAGGGAGGUCUUAGCUCUUUCUUAUAGGGUGGUGACGGUCGGAGAUGUUUGCAUAGAAUUAUACAAUAGGGUGGUGACUUUUGUCAAUCACAAGGUGGGUGGGAUUUGUAUAGGGCAGCUGUAGAGAGUCCGGGCGGCGGCGAGUGAGCCGGGCGGAGCCGGCAGUGGAAGCAGCCGACAGAACUAACCCGAGAUAAAUCAGCUAGUGGGGGAAAGUCCUACAUGGUGGAAAAUGUCUGUGCUGUUUCUCCUGCUCUGCACUGGAUGACUGGAAGCCACUGAGAUAAGACUGCAACCUUAACAGAUGUGAGAGCUUAUGGUGUGAUUUCAGAGAUGGCUGCAAUACGCAAGAAACUUGUCAUUGUGGGGGAUGGAGCUUGCGGAAAGACCUGCCUUCUUAUUGUCUUCAGCAAGGACCAGUUCCCAGAAGUCUAUGUCCCCACUGUCUUUGAGAACUAUGUGGCUGACAUUGAGGUGGAUGGAAAGCAGGUGGAGCUGGCUCUGUGGGAUACAGCUGGCCAAGAGGACUAUGACCGCCUGAGACCUCUCUCUUACCCAGACACAGAUGUCAUCCUCAUGUGCUUCUCUAUUGACAGCCCUGAUAGUUUAGAGAACAUCCCUGAGAAGUGGACUCCAGAGGUGAAACACUUUUGUCCCAAUGUGCCUAUCAUCCUGGUGGGAAACAAGAAAGACCUGCGUAAUGAUGAACACACACGCCGGGAGUUAGCCAAAAUGAAGCAGGAACCAGUGAAACCAGAGGAGGGUCGGGACAUGGCCAACAGGAUUAGUGCUUUUGGCUACCUGGAGUGUUCUGCCAAGACAAAAGAUGGAGUACGGGAAGUGUUUGAGAUGGCCACUCGGGCUGCCCUGCAGGCCAAGCGUGGCCGCAAAAAGACCUCGUGCCAGCUGCUGUAAUUCCUCCCCAGCCUGCCUUCCCUGCCUGCCAGCCAAGCCAGCUUUCCAGGCUUGCCUCCCCUCUGAUACCAUGCUGAAGGCAGAACUGGCAAGUCUCUUCAGAGGGGGAGCCUGCUCGAGUGGAGCAGGAGUUCUUCUGGAGCAUGGCAACUAACUGUGGAGGUGGGGUUCCAAGUCUACCCCAGGCUGUUUCCACCUCUGUUCAGGGGUAGCAUUUCCUUAUUCCAUCACAGACUUCCAGCCCUCCCAAGGAAGUCUGGAAGGUGCUGACCCCUGAUGGGUCAGUGGGAUAGUUCCUUGUCCUUCUGCUUGCUUGCUCACAGCAGUCCUGGCUGUCUUGUUGGUAGCCCAUGGAAGUUCCUUUAUAGAAGGCUUCCUGCCAAGCAUGAAAGUCCAUUGCUUUACUAAUGGUCAGACUUUGAAUUGGAGCACCAAGCCCUAGGGGGUUUUCCCUACUCAGCAAGGAACUAUUGAUUUGUAAAAAAUAUCAGUCCUGGGGGGUGGGGGGGGUGGAAUCUAAUCCUCCAGCACAGCAGGCAAGCCAUCUUCCUUGCACCCCUUAUCUUAACAGACAAAUUGCUCAUUUAGCUAGCUUUUCUGCUUUUGGGGAUAUAGCAGAACCACUUAGGACCAUGUCCCCUUCCUCAAGGAGUACACAGCCUACUAAAUGGGCCACUUACUGUCUCUGAGAGCUGUCUUACUAAAGUGGCAUCAGGUCCCUGUCUCUCCUGACCCUGAAUAGAAUUUUAUCAAAUUAAAUAUUUGAUCUCUCGACAGCAGAGCAGGGAGCUAUCUUUCCUUCAAACUGGCUCAGGAGAUGAGCCUUACAGCCUGGCCUUUUCCUAGCAAAAUAUCUAUAUUUGUAAGCAGAGGUGCUAUGGGUCAGUUUGUUGUUGUUGGACAGUUCUCUGGACCUCCUGUGGCUGGAAUAGCCACUGCCACAGCUCCAGGUGCAAAGGACCUACAUUAUUGCUUUUGUCUUUCUGCUCCCCUUCACUCCUGCUUCUUUCUCCCCUCAUCCCUCCUGUACUCACUGCAUUGCCACCGGGGUGUAUGAUUUUUGUGUUGAAUUUGUAUUCACAUGUUUAAAAAGUGGUUGUUACUUUUCAAAAUGUACUUGAAAAACAGAUCUGUAAUAAAUUUGUAGCAAUGUUUA